AUGACCAGUGAGUCCCUGCUACCAUAUUACACGGCCCAGAGUGGCUCCAGCGUGGGCAUGUUCAACACCGCCAUGGGGAAACUGCAGCGACAACUGCACAAGGGAGAAUACGACAUAUUCAGGUACGCACCUAUAUUUGAGAGCGACUUCAUCCAGAUCACCAGAAGGGGAGAAGUGAUCGAUGUGCACAACCGUGUCCGAAUGGUGACCGUGGGCAUCGCCUCCACUAGCCCCACCCUCUCACUACCAGACAUCAUGCUGCUGGCCCGCCCGGCCACGGGCUGUGAAGAGCACGCCGGGCGUGGCCAGGCCACCAAGGGAAAAAGCCGCAAGGCUACAAAGACCCUAGAGCUCACCAGGCUCCUUCCCUUGAAGUUUGUAAGGAUCUCCAUUCACGACCGUGAGAAACAACAGCUGCGUCUGAAGUUCGCCACUGGCCGUUCCUGCUACCUGCAGCUGUGUCCCCCUCUGGAUGCGCGGGAAGACCUCUUUGCCUAUUGGGAAAAGCUAAUUGGCCUCCUGCGACCACCAGUGGACGGUAACAGCAGUACGUAUGUCAUGCCAACGGAGGACAUGAUAUGCAUGCAUGAGGAAGAGGACAGCAGGAGCCCUGCAGCGGCGGACUUCCAAGGAAAAGGGGAUCAGGAGCAGGGCAGCAUCAGGAGCCUCCACGUGGUCUCUGAGGUGGCUGGGGCCACCUCUGCAGCUUUUGCUGGGGGGGAGGGGACCCAACAUGACUCCCACAAACCCCCUACCAUGCCCGAUGUAGCCACCCCAAACACAAAACCUACAGAGCUUGACAAAGAGUCAGCAGCAGGGGCAAUGACAGAGGCAGCGGCAGCAGCAGGGGUGGCAGCAGGCCCCACAGCAGGAGAUUUGAGCUUGGCAGUAAUCAAGUCUCCUGCCCCUGAACAGCUAAGCACAGCCACAGCCACCAAAGGAAGCAAAACCAGCAUAGCCGUUGAGGACGCUGCCAACACGUCCCCAAAGAGCAUUAAAAUGGCUUUGGCAGGUGCUGCAAACAAGUCCUCAGAGGGUACUUCCAGCAUGUCCACUAGCCUCUCCCCGGAGGCCGGCAUCACGGUGGCAAUCGCAGGAGCAGAAACUACCGCCAAGACUGCUGAGGAACCGCUCAUCUCAACCUUGCCAAGGGAAGGCCACAUGAGUGACCAGGCUGGAAGACAACGGCGAGCAUCCCAGGCCAGUGAUGAAGCCCACCAGGGAAGAAGGGAGCGAAGGGAGAGAAGGGAAAAGGAGAGAGCGCUCAGGACCUCUGGUCACCUCAGGGCAGCUGAAAGCCGCCACAAGGCAGGGGGAGACAAGAUAACCCAAAAACCAUCCAGAAGGUCCUUAGCCAGCCCUAGAGCCUCGAGAGAUGACAGAAAGGAGAAAAGCCGCAGAAGCCCAGGGGGCAGCAGGCGUGUCACCACGCAUAAAGGCAUCAGCCGUGCUCCCAUCACAAAGGAGUCUCACAAACCAGGGAGGAGCUUAUCUACAACUAGUUCAGGUUCCACAACCAAGAGACUCAGCAGGCUCAGCUCUUUCCUGAGGCACAUCAAAGCCAAUCUUACUGCAAAAACAGUGGCCUCACCACCUGAUAAAGGCGUGGACAUCUUGACUGAGACAGUGGAGAGGAACAGCAUGGAGGCCAUCAUAGAGACAGCAGAGAGUGGCCAGGGGCAGGAGAUCCUUGGCAGUGUGACAUCUGAAAUGGUGGAGACAGUGAGCUUUGAAGCCCCUUAGUAGGACCAGAGCUGGAAGCUGCAACGGGACCAGGGCUCAGGGAAAUAUCCCUGGAGAGCCUAUUCCAACUUUCCUUACUGCAGUUUAAAUAAAGAAAUAUACAAUCUGA
Molecule: messenger RNA, 1852 nt
Organism: Diceros bicornis minor
Lineage: Eukaryota; Metazoa; Chordata; Mammalia; Perissodactyla; Rhinocerotidae
Gene: GARIN4
Product: golgi associated RAB2 interactor family member 4
Exons: 1
Coding region: 1-1743 (580 amino acids)
Cellular component (GO): nucleus
Source: RefSeq, a predicted model, not a curated record